Messenger RNA from Chanos chanos (milkfish), 3694 nucleotides. Its product is annotated as tyrosine-protein phosphatase non-receptor type 14-like. The transcript is spliced from 19 exons. Gene Ontology annotation, molecular function: protein tyrosine phosphatase activity. Gene Ontology annotation, biological process: lymphangiogenesis; protein dephosphorylation. Gene Ontology annotation, cellular component: cytoplasm; cytoskeleton. The record is from RefSeq and is a predicted model, not a curated record. NCBI's taxonomy places the organism in Eukaryota, Metazoa, Chordata, Actinopteri, Gonorynchiformes, Chanidae. The coding region runs from base 1 to 3603 and encodes 1200 amino acids.
AUGCCGUUUCGGCUGAAGCUUCGCGGCCGAACGCGGCGCUAUAACGUCCUGAGUAAGAACUAUUUUGUGACGCGGAUUCGUCUGCUGGACAAUAAUGUGAUAGAGUGUACUCUGUCUGUGGAGAGCACCGGGCAGGAGUGUCUGGAGGCUGUCGCCCAGAGACUGGAGCUAAGAGAGACUCAUUAUUUUGGGCUGUGGUUCCAUACUAAAGCUCAGGUCCAGAGGUGGGUGGAGCUAGAGAAGGCUCUGAAGAAGCAGCUCGACAAAUUUGGAAAUGAACCCCUGCUCUUCUUUGGGGUGAUGUUCUAUGUUCCCAACGUGUCCCGUCUGGAACAAGAGGUCACCAGGUAUCAGUAUUACCUACAAGUGAAGAGGGAGGUGCUAGACGGACGGCUGCAGUGCAGUGUGGAGCAGGGCAUCAGACUGGCCGGCCUCGCCGUACAGGCGGACUUUGGAGACUACACACAGUUUGUCUCUCAGGAUUUCCUCAGGGAGUAUGUGCUGUUCCCCGUGAGCUGGUCUCAUGUAGAUGAGGUGUUGGAAGAGUGGACUCAGAAGGUAGCAGAGGAACAUAAGAGUCACUGUGGGAUGCAGCCCGCAGAGGCAGAGUUGCUCUACAUCAGAGAGGUGGAGAAAUUGGAUGGCUUUGGUCAGGAGAGCUUUGCUGCUAAGGACAACUACACAAAUGAUAUCUUCAUUGGUGUGUCGUUCAUCGGGGUGUUUGUCAAACACAGAAACGGCAGGUCCAUCAUGCUACACAGGUGGAAGGACAUUGGCAACAUCGGGCACAAUAAAUCAGCCAUCACCGUGGAGAUAACCAGCAAAGACGACACCAUCAUGUUUCAUACGGAGGAUAUGGAGAUGGCUAAAUACAUUGCCCGUUUGUUUACAGCCAGGCAUAAAUUCUACAAACAAAACAAAAUCUGUGCAGAGCCAGCACAUUCACCUGCACCCCUCCGGAGACGACCAACCUGGAACCGACUGCCCAGACCCCAGUCCUGUAUUUUGCAGCCUAUGCACUCUCAGUAUGCAGAUCAUUACCAGGAUACACAGAGUUCUCAGGACAGUAUAUUCCAUGAUGAUCCAUAUUAUAAAUCAGAGACGAGCCUGGACAGGUGCCCGUUGGAAUAUGGGUUUCGGAAUGGGACCGUUCCCAAUGGGAGCAUGUGCAGCAGUCCGAGCGUGAGCUCGUUAAACCAUUCCCAGACAUUCGUCCACUCCUCUCCUAUGUCUUCCAACCUCAGCAUUCCUGGCAGCGAGCUCAUGCGCCCCGACUACAUUCCCAACCAUCGCCAUUCAGCAAUAAUCCCUCCUUCCUACCGCCCAACGCCCGAGUAUGACACUGUCAUGCGUCAGAAACGACGCCUCCUCAAGGCCACGCCCGCUGACUGCCACAGCCAAUCCCUGCGCAGCCUCAACAUCAGCAACACAUACGCUUAUCGCCAACCUGAAGCUCUGGUUUACAGCCAGCCUGAAAUGAGGGAACGUGGACCCUACCAUGGCCCUUAUGGGGGACCACAGCCCAGUUACGGCCACCAUAUGGCACCCUUGCCUUCACACCCGGGCCCUGGCAUGGGUCAAAGCGCUGGUCCAGUUUCUCCCGGCGCUGGCAGUGCCAUCUCUCACACGGUCAGUACCCCAGAACUGGCUAAUUCCCAACAGCAGGGAAUCGGUGCUGGACCAGGAGCCCCGAGUUAUGGCACUAGCACAGCAAACAUGUUGAGAAAUCAUCUUUCCCGUCCACCCCCUCCCUACCCUUCAUUUCGGCCUGCUACGAGCACUCCAGAUUUGGGCAGCCACCGUCACCGAUGCCUGGGCGGGUCGAGUCCAGAACUGGUCACCCGGAAAGUACAGCUUUCUGUAAAAACAUUCCAGCCAGACAGUUGUGCCGUCGUCCACCAGUCCCUGCAAGAGGUUAGCGAACCGCUGACAACAGUGAAGCACCGUGCUACCUUGGCCAAACGCCACAGCAUGGAGGUAGUUGGAGGGCUACGCGCCGUGGAAUCUCUGAUGAUGAAGGGCAUCAAUGCUCCUCUUCAUCGUAGGAACACACUCCGAGAACAGUCUCCUCCAGAGCCACGAGGUGGUUCCACGUCGACACCACAAGGUGCUUACCAGCACCAGAAAACGCUCUCUAACGCCACCAUGCUGAUCCACAGCAGUGAGAGUGAAGAAGAGGAGGAGGAGGAAGAAUCACCCGAUUUGGACGUGCAGAUUCCCGGCCUCAACGAGGAUAUCAGCGCUCAGCUGCAGGCAGCCCUGGCAAACAUCCCAAAUAAGCCCCCGCCAGAAUACCCUGGUCCCCGCAAAUGUGUCAGCAACAGCACACUCAGACACGACCGCAACCAGGACCCAAACGCUCAGAAUGAGGCUGUGAGAACUGAGCAGAACCAGGGCGGGGGGACCCUGACCCGAAAUGAACAGCCUGGUCUCAGUGGUUCUGGGCUCGGCCCAUCUAUCUCCGAGCCAGAUUUGACCAGUGUGAAGGAGAGAGUGAGAAAAGAGCCAGUGAAAGAGAGACCGGUUUCUGAAAUGUUCUCCAUCGAGGACAGCAUUGUGGAACGAGAGAUCGCUCAGAGAACUCUGGAGAAACAGAAGAUGUCUGUGGAUUCGAUGAAGAGGCCUCUGAUGAUGGCAGCUUUAAACGGACUCUAUGUGACCCGCAUGCCCGUCCCGGAGAACCCUCACGAGGACCACAGCUGUGCCAAACCCAACACAGAUGAGCGGUGCAAGACAUUGGAGCUUAGACUAGAGGAAGAGAGACUGUUCACUGAAUAUGAGCAAAUUCCAAAGAAGAGGGCAGAUUGCAACGUUUCCACGGCGACACUUCCAGACAACACCGAGCGGAACCGUUUCCGGGAUGUAGUUCCAUAUGAAGAAAACCGUGUGGAACUGGUUCCGAAUAAGGAGAACAACACAGGCUACAUCAACGCAUCCCACAUAAAGGUGAAUAUCCGUGGAGAAGAGUGGCACUACAUAGCCACACAGGGUCCACUGCCCAACACUUGCCACGAUUUCUGGCAGAUGGUGUGGGAGCAAGGGGUCAACGUCAUUGCCAUGGUUACUGCAGAGGAGGAGGGCGGUCGUUCAAAGAGUCACAGGUACUGGCCCAAGCUGGGUUCCAAACACAACUCUGCGACCCAUGGGAAAUUCAAGGUCACCACCAAGUUCCGUACCGACUCUGGUUGUUAUGCAACCACGGGGUUAAAGGUUAAGCACCUGUUGUCAGGUCAGGAGCGGACGGUUUGGCACCUGCAGUAUACGGAUUGGCCUGAUCAUGGCUGCCCCGAAUACGUACAGGGUUUCCUCUCCUAUCUGGAGGAGAUCCAGUCAGUUCGGCGACAUACUAACAGUAUGUUGGACACAUCGAAGAGUCUGAACCCACCCGUGGUGGUGCACUGCAGUGCUGGAGUGGGCCGAACCGGUGUGGUGAUUCUCACAGAGCUUAUGAUUAGCUGCCUGGAACACAACGAGAAAGUGGAGGUGCCAGUGAUGCUGGGUCGUCUGAGACAGCAGAGGAUGCUGAUGGUCCAAACCGUGUCUCAGUACAAGUUUGUGUACCAGGUUCUGAUCCAGUUUCUAAAGAACUCCCGGCUCAUUUGAACCCAACAGAGCCUGGGAGGACAGCAGUCCAUGAGGCUAUGAGUGUAAAUACGUUAUAUUUUAAGGCUGCAUGUGCUCUUUCUUCUCACAC